AUGGACCAGCGCGCUAGUGCCUUGCGAUCGCUGCUGCUUCGCCCUCUGCCGACCUCCACCCGACCCUCCGCCAACUGCCUUGGCCUCGUCAGACCGUCGUCGCCCUAUUGGGUCGUUGCCGAAGCUGCUGCCCGCCCUCCGCCCGCUUGCUGCUUGCUGAAGCUCGCGGCCAUGGCUGCAGCUUUGCUGCUUCCGGCCACUUCUCAGGCCUCUAUUGGGCUUUGCAACCUCUUCCACAAACGAGUUCCCGGAUUAUCAUCACUCCAAAAAAUGACAGUUGCAUUAAGGAUGCUCGCAUAUGGAUCACCUGUAGAUGCUGUGGAUGAAUAUGUUAGGAUUGGCGAAAGUACAUCAAUAGAGAGUUUGAAGAAGUUCAUGAAAGCAAUAGUUGAAAUAUUUGGAGAGCAAUAUUUGAGGUGCCCAAAUACUAGUGACAUCGCAAGGUUGAUGAGUCAUGGGUUUCCAGGAUCAUUAAACGAUAUUAAUGUGCUAAAUAGAUCCCAUGUAUUCUCUGAAUUGGCAGAAGGUCGCGGUCCUGAAGUUUCGUAUACUAUCAAUGGACAUGAAUAUACCAUGGGAUAUUAUUUUGCCAAUGGUAUAUAUCCCUCAUGGCGUACUUUUGUUAAAACCAUUCCAUCUCCUCAAGGGAAUAAGAAGAAAUAUUUUGCUGCACAACAAGAGUCUGCUAGAAAGGACGUCGAACGAGCAUUUGAAGUCCUACAAUCACGAUUUGCAAUAGUACGUGGACCAGGACGUAUGUGGGAUGUUGAAACACUCAAAUAUAUAAUGGCGUCUUGUAUCAUAUUGCACAAUAUGAUAGUUGAAGAUGAACAUGAUACAACUCAUGAAGAUGUGGAUUUCAACUAUGAUGCAGUUGCUGCUACUCCAACAAUUGAUUUGUCUCGCAAUCACACAAGUGAAGUUAUGGAGUUCAUACAAGUUCACCAUCAAAUUCGAGACAAACAGACUCAUGUACAACUCCAAAAUGAUCUUGUUGAGCAUUUGUGGGAAUUGUAUGGUAAACAUUCGACUUGA
Molecule: messenger RNA, 1035 nt
Organism: Diospyros lotus (date-plum)
Lineage: Eukaryota; Viridiplantae; Streptophyta; Magnoliopsida; Ericales; Ebenaceae
Exons: 4
Coding region: 1-1035 (344 amino acids)
Source: RefSeq, a predicted model, not a curated record